Molecule: messenger RNA, 1610 nt
Organism: Aspergillus sclerotioniger CBS 115572
Lineage: Eukaryota; Fungi; Ascomycota; Eurotiomycetes; Eurotiales; Aspergillaceae
Exons: 1
Coding region: 60-1199 (379 amino acids)
Biological process (GO): protein prenylation
Cellular component (GO): cytoplasm
Molecular function (GO): protein prenyltransferase activity
Source: RefSeq, a predicted model, not a curated record
GUUCAACCACGUCCGAUUCCAAGACCACCAACGCCAUGCUGCAAGGCGGGUGAUCCCCAAUGUCUACUCCUCCGGACAAUGAUGCCGCAUACCAUGACCUCGCUCAUAUUUUCUCAGCUAGACAUCAAGAUAACCGCGUCCUAGAAAUUGAGAUACUCCCGCCUGGUCUCGGACCGCUUCUACAAGAUGGAGAUUCGAUUGGCAUUACGAAGAAGCACUUGGUUCAGGCUUUCGUGACUGCCAGACGGAUAUUUUUCGAUGCCUCUUAUAAUGCCUCUGACUUCCACGAUGCCUCUGACUAUGAAGACCUGUGCAAGACCCCACGGGACGGACACCCGGUCCAGAGACAAAGGGACGACCUGCUGAAUGCCACGGAGAUCAUCCUCCUCUUCGACUGUGAACACCUGACCGCAUGCAAUUGGCGUAAAAAGCGUCUAGCUGGUCUGGUCAAGCGCUAUGGCUCCGCGGAUGCUGACCAAAUCCGUCGAGAGAUGCUCAUUCGUGAAUUGGACACAGAACUCUCCCUGAUGACCUCCUAUCUCUGCUCCCCGCUGCACCGUCAUACGAAAUCUCCGACGCUAUGGAACCACCGUCUAAUGGUAUUGACGCGAGUGUUGGAUGUUCGAAACUCAGAGUUGGCAGAAUCUUUUUCCCAACGAGAAGACAAAGGGCUCCAAGAGGUGAUAAAGAAAGAACUAUCCGUUGUCCUUCGGUCCGGAGAGCUGCAUCCGAGGAAUUACUACGCCUUUAAUUAUGUGAGGCAACUCCUUGAGCUUUUGCCGGAAACUUGCGAAGACACAAAAGACGCUGCUGCGCUCCGCGGUUGCUCGGUCAUACAUCUAGUCUUAGAUUGGUGUCUCGCUCACCCGAGCGAUAUUUCCGGCUGGAUGUUUACUCUCUACCUCCUCGAGACCGUCCAUGAUGAACAAACCCGCACAGACAGCAUUGCCCGGGUGCUGCGUUUCGCAGUGGAUGUUGGCUGGGAGGGCGAGAGUCUCUGGACGUUUGUGGACUUGGCAAAAAGAAUUCCAGGAGCAGGAACAUUAACAAAAGACCAGCAGUGUCGACCUCCAUGGGAUGUAUUCGCGGCACCGUUCUUGUCAGAUGCUGGGCCGGAAAAAGGGUGGAAGGCCUGGUUGGGAAGGGCGAGGGCUGCUUGGAUUGCGGGUCAUAUGGCGGAUAACCGGGCGGAUGGAUAACCGAACCACCGAGUCGUAUAGGUGAUGAUGAGGCGGAAACCAUAUAUCAUGAAGAUAUCCGGUCCGCCAGAGUUUCGGUUAGAAGAGAAUAUAUUGUACAUCAACAGAACAUGGAACAUCUUCUGCACCUUAUGCGCCGUCUUUAUGCAAGAUUUGAACGCUAUUGGAUCAUGUAAACGCCUCGCUAAAUACCAUGUUCUCGUCAUAUGCGCCAACAGCGCACACCCACUUGACAAGCCCUUUGCCACAGGUCGCAGCCAGAUCAUAUCGCAGGCCGUUAUGUUAUCCAACAUCAACAAUACCCACUAUAAACAGUCGCAAGUCUGUCCCAAAAAUGAACGUAGGCGGAUAUUGGGAUGCUAUACGAAAAUCAGAUGUGAAGAUGGUAUAUAUAGACAAACAUCGUGCGAC